AUGGGAGAAGGAAAUCUCGUGUACAUCUUACUUAUGGUAAUAGACUUUAUCCUAUUACUCAUGUCCUUUAUUAACGUAAUCAAUAACUCACCAGAACCAGAAAAAGCAGAAGAGAAACAAGAAGAGGAAGAUGAUGAACCAAUUGUGGUAACCCGUGACAUUGAUCUUCCUGUUGAUGGAGAAAACAAUGAAGCUAAUGAGAAAUUACAAGAAUUGAUCGAUGAUCUUAAGAAGAAACUUGCUGAUUCGGAGAAGAAUCGCAAGGCCAAUGAAGAUAAGAUCAAAGAACAGCAAGAUCUCAACGAUAAACUCGAAAAAGAGAACAAUGAUCUUAAAAACAAGAACUGCUGUGAUGAGAAAGCAUGUAAUGAAAAGUUAGACCAACUUAGAAAGGAGAUAGAUGAUCUUAAGAACAAUAACAACAAUAAUGAGAAGGCAUGCAAUGAUAAAUUAGCAGAACUUCUCAAGGAAAACGAAGAUCUUAAGAAUAAGAAUGAACAAGCUCAGAAAGAUCUUGAUAACCAAAAGGAUGAAAACAAUAGGCUUAAUAAAGAAAUAGAAGAUUUAAAGAAUGCCAAUGGAGACAAUGCAAAAUUAGCCAACGAUAAUAUUGAUAGAUUACACAAAGAGAUUGAAGCACUUAAAAAGAAGAAUGAUGAAAAUGAAAAGGCCCUUCAAGAUAAGGAUACAGAAAAUGAAAGACUCGCCAAAGAAAAUGCUGCCAUUAGAGCCAGUUCCGAUGAGCUUGAUAGCGCACCAAGGGAUCUCAUUGACCAGUUAAAGACCGAAAUCGAUGAAUUAAAGAACAAGCAAGAUCAAAAUGAGAAAGAUCUGAAGGAAAAGGCAGAAGAAAACGAAUUGCUCAACAAAUUAAACAAAGAUCUUAAUAAUGCUGCUUCAAAUACAGACAAAUCCAAUAAGGAUAGAAUCAAAGAACUUGAAGAUGAGAUUAAUGAUCUUAAGAACAAGAACAAUGAUAACGAAAAGGCCCUCCAGGACAAGAAUAGCGAAAAUGAAAGACUUGCCAAGGAGAAUGAAGAUCUUAAGAACAAGAAUGAUGAAAAUGAAAAAGCAAUUCAGGACAAGAACAAUGAAAACGAGAGACUCGCUAAGGAAAAUGAAGACCUCAAGAACAAUGCAGCUAAUUCCGAUAAGGCCAACCAAGAUAGGAUCAAACAGCUCGAAGAAGAGAAUAAUGAUCUUAAGAACAAGAACAAUGAGAAAGAUAAUGAAAUACAGAACAAGAAUGAAGAGAAUGAGAAGCUUGCCAAAGAAAUCGAAAAUCUUAGAAACGCUGCAGGAGACUUGGAUAAAAUCGCCCAGGACAAUGCAGAGUUAAAGAAUAAGAAUGAUGAAAAGGCUAAGCAGCUUGAAGAUGCAAACAACCAACUUAACGCAAAGAAUGAAGAAAACAACAACCUUAACAAUGAACUUAAUAAUCUCACGGCCAAGUUCAAUGAUGCACAAAACGACCUCAAUGGUAAGAACGAAGAAAAUGAUAAUCUCAAGAAGGAGAUUGAAGAGCUUAAGAACAAGAAUGCAGAACAAGAUGAAGCACUUAAGAACAAGGACAACGAACUUAAUGAAAAGAACAACAAACUUGCAGAACAAGAUGAAGCACUUAAGAACAAGGAUAAUGAACUUAAUGAAAAGAACGCAAAGAUUGCUGAGCAAGAAGAAGCCCUUAAGAACAAGGAUGAAGAACUCAAGAACAAGAACGAAGAAAACGAUAACCUCAAGAAGGAAAUUGAGGAGCUUAAGAACAAGAACAAUGAACAAGAAGAAGCUCUUAAGGCUAAAGAUGAAGAAAUAAAUGAAAAGAAUGGAAAGAUUGCCGAGCAAGAAGAAGCUCUUAAGGCUAAAGAUGAAGAAAUAAAUGAAAAGAAUGGAAAGAUUGCCGAGCAAGAAGAAGCUCUUAAGGCUAAAGAUGAAGAAAUAAAUGAAAAGAAUGGAAAGAUUGCCGAGCAAGAAGAAGCUCUUAAGGCUAAAGAUGAAGAAAUAAAUGAAAAGAAUGGAAAGAUUGCCGAGCAAGAAGAAGCUCUUAAGGCUAAAGAUGAAGAGCUCGAAGCACUUAAGACAAAGAUCGCAGAGUUAGAAGACAUUAUCAAGCAAAAGGAUGCUGAAAUCGAAGAACUCAAGAGAUUACUUGCUGAGAGAGAUAAUGCAAAUCAAUCUAACUCAGAGCAAAAUGCUAAAGAUCUCGAAGAUCUCAAGAAUAAGCUUAAUGAAGCAGAGAAGGCCAAACAAGAUGCACUCGACAAGUUAAACGAUGAGUUCCAGAACGGUCAGAAGCUCGAAGAAGAGAAUGGUGACCUCAAGAAACUCAUCGACGAGCUCAAUGAUAAGCUUAAGAAGAAGGAUGACAAGAUUGCUCUCAUGAAGAACCAUCUUUCAGAACAAGAAAAGAGCCUCAUUGAUGCUGAAGAAAGAGCUGCAGCAGAACGUGCCGAAAAAGAACAAUUAGCAGCAGCUAAGUCUCGCGAACUUGCAGAUAUUGAAGAAAGAGCUGAAGCAGCAGAAAGAGCUGCUAAAGAAGCUGAAGAAAAGGCUGAACAAGAGAGAUUGGCAAGAGAAAGAGAAAUUGAUGACAUUGCCGCCAAAGCACAAAGAGAAGCAGAAGAAAAGAUUUCUGCUGAAAAGAGAGAGCUCGAGGAAAGAGCCUUAGCAGCAGAAAGAGCCGCAAGAGAAGCCGAAGAGAAGUUGAAUGCCGAAAAACAAGCAUGGAACAAUGCUGUUUCAACAGUUUCAACACAAAUUACUGAUCUUUCAUUCGGUAAAAUCAGAACAAUCAACCAAAUCGAUCUCGACCAACUUAUCUCUGUUCACGGCAAGUCAAGACCAAUCGCUGUUUAUGUUCUUUCCAGAUCAUCUCAGUUAUCACACUCUGGUGCUUUCAUUUAUGAUACACAUAAGCUUCCAGAUAACUCCCUUUACCUCUACGUUGGUGAGGACUGCCCAGCAGCAUUAGAGCAGCUUGGUGAAAAGCUUCUUGCAGCAUAUUCAGCAGAAUAUCCAAAGGCAGAAGUCCACUACGUAAAGAGAGUCAGCACUGGUACUGAAUUCCAGAGAAUGAUCAAAGUUAUUGGUGGUCACGUUGGACAGAUUCAGGCAUCUGUUAAAUCAGGUGAUGAAUUGUUCUUCGAAAACAACUUCUUCAAGAUUAAAUUCCAUGUCGUUGUUUUCUCUGAAGGAAAAGUCAUUACACCAAAGGUUACAAAGACUGUUUCACUUGAUGUUCUCCCGCAGAAGGGUGCUGCAAUCAUUGACUGCUCUGAUACGACUUUGUACUUAUUCAUGUCAUCUGUUAUGCCAGAAGAUCCAAUCGAAAAGGCUGAUCAUGAUGCUGCAAUUAAGUAUAUGUCAGAGGCUCCAGAGUAUAGCAAUAGAGAUGUGACAAUCUUCAAUAGAGAGUGCAUCCCACCAAACCUUAAGAUCCUUCUUGGUGCCCAAAUUUAA
Trichomonas vaginalis G3 is the source of this 3456-nucleotide messenger RNA. Its product is annotated as biological adhesion protein. The transcript has a single exon. Lineage: Eukaryota; Parabasalia; Trichomonadida; Trichomonadidae. The record is from RefSeq and is a predicted model, not a curated record. Bases 1 to 3456 code for a protein of 1151 amino acids.